Molecule: messenger RNA, 975 nt
Organism: Saccostrea echinata
Lineage: Eukaryota; Metazoa; Mollusca; Bivalvia; Ostreida; Ostreidae
Product: adrenocorticotropic hormone receptor-like
Exons: 1
Coding region: 1-975 (324 amino acids)
Biological process (GO): G protein-coupled receptor signaling pathway
Cellular component (GO): membrane
Molecular function (GO): G protein-coupled receptor activity
Source: RefSeq, a predicted model, not a curated record
AUGAUUCACUUCGACAUUUUUGGAAAUCUAUCAGAUUUACUUAAGGAAAAUAAUACAUCUCCAUACAUUUCUGUACCCCAUUACAUGGUUAUGCCGUUUGGGAUGGUUAUUGUGAUGGAGAACGUCAUUUCCAUUUGCUUGCUGUACGCCUGUACACGCUUAUGCUUUCAAAUCCGGAUAAUGUCUCUCAAUUUGGCAAUAUCUGAUUUUCUGAUGGGUAUUUCCAUAUGCAUUCCAAAUACCCUUCUUAACGAGAAGUAUCACUGUGAUAUCAAGAAGUAUCCGGGUUUCCUCUUCAUCACGGUAUCUCUGUUUAUCAUCACCACUAUGAAUGUGGAUCGUUGCUGUGUUUUUGCUUUAGCAAUGCGAUAUUACUCUUUCAUAACGAAGAAACUGAUCAUAAACAUUUCUGUUGCUUUAUGGGUAAUGGGUCUGUUGGUAACUUUUGGCACAUUUUUCGAUUUGAAAGACAAAUACGGACUUUCUUGCAUUGUGAUGACCGAUGUGAAGAGAAAUGCAGUGACAUUGACUUGCAGGAGUAUACUGUUAAUUAUCUUGACUUUUAACCUCAUCAUGUUUAUCUAUUUUAUGUAUCAAGUUCGGAAAAGAUUGGGUCGAAUUUCUGACACCAGUGACCGCGCCCAGUCUACUACAUUUGCGCGAGAGCAAGCAAGGAUUUCCGGAAAAACAUCCUUAAUCAUUGGUGUGUUCCUGAUAGCAUUCUUUCCUUUCAUGAUUACGUGUUCUUUUCCAUUCGAUCCUGAUUCAGAAACAUUCAGAAAAACCUUUUCCAUUGUAGUGAUGAUCAUGCUUUUCAACAGUGCCUGUAAUCCCAUUUUUUAUGUCUGGAGAUUCAGUGAACCGCGGUACCAUUUGAAACGAAUCUUGUGCUUUUGGAACAAAAAACAAAGGUUAGAAAUAGAGAACAAGUAUAAUCAGGAAAACGCCUCUUACACCAUAGAUCUAAAGAAAUAG